ACAUAUUUACUCAUGUAUUCAACGGUGUAUACAACAGUUUCACUCGAAAAACUCGCAACUCUGUUCGAACUUGACAAGAAACAAGUUCAUAGCGUAAUCAGCAAGAUGAUCAUACAAGAAGAACUAUCUGCGACCCUUGAUGAACCCACGGAUUGUCUAAUGAUGCAUCGCGUGGAGCCUUCACGACUACAGAUGAUUGCUUUGAAUCUUACAGACAAGCUGCAACAGCUAGCUGAUAAUAACGAACAAAUUUUGGAACCUCGCACUGGAAGAGCAGGAUAUGCUGGUCCUGGACAGUGGUUCCCAGGUCGCAGUGAUAGGCAAGGAGAUAAACAGAAAGGAGACAGGGGUGGUGCUUAUCAAGUAUGUUUUGCUCUUUUGGUUGUAUCGAAGCAAGAGUCUGGUACAGGAAUUUCACGAGUAUCUGAGUAA
This is a messenger RNA of Strongylus vulgaris, 432 nucleotides long. The record is from the annotation of a GenBank genome assembly. NCBI's taxonomy places the organism in Eukaryota, Metazoa, Nematoda, Chromadorea, Rhabditida, Strongylidae.